AUGAGUCUCGAUCUAACCCUUCAAUCUAGACUAUCGAUUGGUGCACCUGUUGACUCAAAAGCACUAUCUACCGCAGAAGAGGAUCAAGCAGAACUCAAAAACUACGAUAUGAAGAUUUAUCAGAAGUCUAUGAAGAUGGCGGAAGAUUUAAAAGCUGAAUUGCGUGCACUCCGGAUUCCCUUCUUUGUUCUCAAGGAUAGUCUUGUUCAAGACUCGUCUCCAGCGAAUCUUGAUGGUGCUCUUGGCGGAGGUUCAAAGCUGUCCAAAGCUGAGCUUAUGAAUUUGCAGCGUCGUAUGCUAGAAUUACUUGAGGUUCGUUGUGAAGAUUGA
This is a messenger RNA of Penicillium odoratum, 330 nucleotides long. RefSeq lists its product as uncharacterized. The transcript has 2 exons. NCBI's taxonomy places the organism in Eukaryota, Fungi, Ascomycota, Eurotiomycetes, Eurotiales, Aspergillaceae. The coding region runs from base 1 to 330 and encodes 109 amino acids. The record is from RefSeq and is a predicted model, not a curated record.